Molecule: messenger RNA, 2269 nt
Organism: Ipomoea triloba (trilobed morning glory)
Lineage: Eukaryota; Viridiplantae; Streptophyta; Magnoliopsida; Solanales; Convolvulaceae
Product: protein ETHYLENE INSENSITIVE 3-like
Exons: 2
Coding region: 260-1999 (579 amino acids)
Cellular component (GO): nucleus
Molecular function (GO): DNA-binding transcription factor activity; DNA binding
Source: RefSeq, a predicted model, not a curated record
GUGUAACUUCCAUUAAUGUCUUCUUUCGUUGCGUCUCUUCUCUGUCUGUUUAUAUCCUAAAUAGUCUAAAGUGUCAAUUAUUAUUAGGAGAUGAGAAGAGUUGAACGGACUCUUGGACCCCAACACUUGUAAAAGGGAGACUGAUAUUUGUAUCCGGAUUUGGUGAAUCAUCUGAGAAUGAACAGGAUAGGUGGGUGGGAAUAGUUGUCUGGAGCAAUUUGUUUGAUUUGGGGUUGGAUUGCUGCAGAUUCUCGAGAAGAUGAUGUUUGACGAAAUGGGGUUUUGUGGUGAUUUUGAUUUCUUUUCGGCUCCAAUCAAGGAGUCUGGUGUUGAUAUGGUUUCGAUGCCUGUUACUGAGCAGCCGGUGGUGGAUGAUGAUUACAGUGACGAGGAGGAUAUUGAUGUGGAUGAAUUGGAGAGGAGGAUGUGGAGGGACAAGAUGAAGCUGAAGAGACUGAAAGAGAAUAAUAAGUCGAAGGAAGGUGUUGAUCCAGCCAAACAACGGCAGUCGGUAGAACAGGCGAGGAGGAAGAAGAUGUCACGAGCCCAGGAUGGGAUCUUAAAGUACAUGUUGAAGAUGAUGGAAGUGUGUAAAGCUCAGGGUUUCGUUUAUGGGAUCAUCCCGGAGAAAGGCAAGCCAGUGAGCGGGGCGUCUGACAAUCUCAGGGAGUGGUGGAAGGAUAAAGUGAGGUUCGAUCGAAAUGGUCCAGCCGCGAUAGCUAAGUACCAGGCGGAGAAUGCAAUCCCGGGAACGAACGAGGGCAGUGCUAAUCAAGUUGGUCCGACGCCUCAUACUUUGCAGGAGCUUCAAGACACCACCCUCGGUUCAUUGUUGUCAGCUCUGAUGCAGCAUUGUGACCCCCCUCAGAGGCGAUUUCCAUUGGAGAAAGGCGUUCCACCGCCAUGGUGGCCCACGGGAAACGAGGACUGGUGGUCACAGUUGGGUUUGCAGAAGGACAUAGGCCCUCCGCCUUAUAAGAAGCCUCACGAUCUGAAAAAGGCUUGGAAGGUUGGUGUCCUCACUGCAGUGAUAAAGCACAUGUCCCCCGAUAUUACCAAGAUUCGCAAACUGGUGAGGCAGUCCAAGUGCUUGCAAGACAAGAUGACAGCCAAGGAAAGUGCAACUUGGCUCGCCAUCAUUAACCAAGAGGAAGCUUUGGCUCGGGAGCUUUACCCUGAUCGCUGCCCUCUGCCUUUUUACUCAGGCAUAUUCACUGUGCCUGAUAGCAGCAGCGAGUAUGAUGUCGAUGGUAUUGACGACGAGGCUUGCUUUGAUGUUCAAGAACAAAAACCAAAGCAUCUCAAUUUGUUGCAUAUGGGUGUUGAGAGGUUCCAAGACACAAUGGCGGUGCCACAACAACCUCAUCCUCCAAUCAUUUCCAACUUUGAUUUCACAAGGAAGAGGAAGCCAGACAACGAACCCCCCCGGCCUGUUCUCUUGGAUGACAAAAUCUAUACUUGCGAGUUUUCUCGAUGUCCUCACAGCGAGCUGGGCCUUGGUUUUCAGGACAGAACAUCCAGAGACAACCAUCAGUUAACUUGCCCUCAUAGGGGGAGGAAUUCCCCUUCCCCCCCUCGAUUUGGAGUUUCUAAUUUCCACAUCAAGCCGGUGGGCUUCCCCCAACCCAAUCUUACUUCCUUUGAUCUUGGGGGCGUCCCAGAAGACGGGCAGAGGAUGAUCAGUGAUCUUAUGACAUUCUAUGAGACGAACUUACACCGCAACAAAAACUCUAAUUCUGGGAAUAACAUUGCAGCCACUACACCACCAAACCUUCAGUGUCAAAAGAACAUUACUUACCUUCAAAACCACAGUAUAAUGGAGGGCAACAUCUUCGAGGAUCAGUGCAAGCUCUUGAACUCUCCUCUCAAUACCAACUCUUUCCCCUUCACAUUCGGGUCUCCAUACAACCUACAAAACAUCGACUACGCUGAGGGUUUACCUGGCGCUGUACAGGAUUCCAUGCCAAAGAAAGAUGCAGCAGCAACAAUCUGGUACUAGCAAUAGCACUCUCAAGUUUUGCUCUAUUAUGGAUCAAGCAGUUGCACAUAUUGGAUCAAUUUGUCUGCUAUGGUCAGAUGGCUUUUUAGCUUCAUACAGUUCCAUCUAUUAGUUAAUUAUAGCAUUUCCUUUACCAUGAAGUUACAAGUGAAGGGCUAUGACUGGUGUUGUAUCAAACCAGUUAUUUAUUAUGCUUUUGUAGUCCAAAGAUAUUGCCAUGCUCAUGAAAGAACUUGUAGAUGUUUCAUAAAUAAAUUGCGUUUGAUUCAA